Molecule: messenger RNA, 4225 nt
Organism: Labrus bergylta (ballan wrasse)
Lineage: Eukaryota; Metazoa; Chordata; Actinopteri; Labriformes; Labridae
Gene: asphd2
Product: aspartate beta-hydroxylase domain containing 2
Cellular component (GO): membrane
Source: RefSeq, a predicted model, not a curated record
UUCCUCUGAGUGCUUGACGCUGGGUGGCUUCCCUGGUGGAGCUUUAGUAUUUACAACAACAUUAUCAGAAGCCUGCCCGACGCUGCUGUCCAUCACGGACAGACAGGGAGUCGACCCUUCGCCUAGACGCUUUUAAUAUGUGUUUUCUGUUUACGGCGCGCGUCGCUUCCAGUUCGGACUUCUUUGAAGCAUUUGGGGAUAUUUCUUACAAUGUUGGCGAGUGAUAUCCGUCUACCGUGUGCACUGCAGUGGUGCGCAGCUUCGCCUGGAGAAACACCUGUGCGCCUCUCCUCUCCACUGGCCACACAGUCAUGAAUGUUGAAUAGCUCAUCAAUGUGUUUGCCAUCAGUUGGUUUCGGCCUUGGUGGCAGCAGCUCGACAAUGAACCAGAGGAGCAUUCGGAGGAGUGAUGAAGGUUUCGAGGUGGUUUAAUGGUUGGGUUUGAUGCGAACAGAUCACCCUAAGGCGCGGUGACUGUCUGCAUUUGUCUAAAAGAGCAACAGAAGGAGCAGCACAAAUACCGCACAACCAGACAUCAUGCAGGGAGAAACCUUCCCUCGCUGCAGAGUGCUGAAAUGUUAGCACAGAAGAGCAAGAGUGUCAGAUCAAAUCAGCAAACUGUUUACAUUAGGGGAGGCGAUAAGAGCUGCCUGACACCAGACUCCCUAACGCCCUGCGUGUGGUUUAAGGCCCCUUUCAAUCACGAUCGAGAAAAGACGCAUUAACUGAUCUCUCAUCAGCACUUUUCUCUUUUUCUGUCAGAUUCAGCACUCCUGCAGUGAGCAGAGAUGGAGUGGUCACUAGAAAAUGUGAGGGAGAUGGUGGCAGGAGGGAUGCAGUCUAUAAGGGAGUGUGAGAUCUGUGCUUUCGCCAUUGCCAUGUGUGUGCUGCUGCUCUUUAUGUGGUAUUGUUACAGGGUGGGCCGGGAGCACGGGUCCAGCCCUCUGCGUGGGAGGUAUCUGACUGGGCCCGGCCGGAUUGGAGGGGUGGUGGGGGGCUUUAUGAGUUCAGACUGCAAAGGAAGGGGCAAAGGGAAACAUGGAUUGUUGCUAGAAGAGCAGAAUGGCUUCGCUUUCUGUCAGUCUUCAGAGUGCUUCCGUUGCACCAGCGCCGGAGAGAGUCUGAACCAGAGGCUCUAUCACAGCCUGCAGGAAUACGCCAAGCGCUACACCUGGUCAGGUAUGGGCAGGGUGCAUAAAGGAGUACGAGAUCAAGGCAGAUACCUGAACAGCCGACCCACCAUCCAGCGGCCAGAGGUCUUCUUCCUCCCAGAUCUUCCAUCAGCCCCUUUCUUCUCUAGAGAGAUCCAGAGGCACGAUGUGGAGCUGCUGGAGCAGAGCUUCCCCGCACUCCUGGCAGAGUUCGAGAGCAUCUACCACCAGCCUCCAGCCCGCAGCGGCUCCUGCCUCCCCCCGGGUUGGAAAGCCAACAGCACCCCUCGUGGGCAGUGGUGGACAUACUACCUGGUCAACCAAGGCACCCCUAUGGUUCUCAAUGUGAGGAGGUGUCCCCGUGCCUGGAGAGUGCUGGGCCAACUGCGUACCUUCAUCGCCAAUAAUGUGUUCGGAAACGCCUGCUUCUCUGUGCUGACGCCCGGUGCUCUCAUCUCCGAGCAUUACGGCCCAACAAAUGUCAGGCUGCGCUGCCACCUGGGUCUCAGAGUGCCCCCUUCCUGUGAGCUUGUGGUUGGUGGGGAGCCACAGUGCUGGUCUGAGGGCAGCUGUCUGCUUUUCGAUGACUCCUUCCUCCACAGGGCCUUCCACGAGGGUGGUGCAGAGGACGGCACCAGAGUGGUCUUCAUGGUGGACCUCUGGCACCCUAACGUGGCCGCAGCUGAGAGACAAGCCUUGGAUUACAUUUUUACCCCGGGCCGCUUAGAGGACAAAGAAGGGAAAUAGGUGUGAGUGAAAAACCAUGUCCGACAAAAAAAGACAGAUGGAAUAUAGGGAUGGGUUUGUAGGAUUGGGGAGCAACUCUUUUUCUGCCUCCAGACCAGCUCUCAUAUUCACUGUGUACAUAUUCUCCGUCUCAUACAAUAUCUCACCUAACUCUUAUAGCUAAUGACCGAACAUUGGCCCUCUGUUAUCAAUCAUGUUUUUGUCAGCAUAGCUGUGUGAAAGACCGCCUCACCUGAAAACUCCAAAUCAUCAGGUACAUGAAUAUUCAUUCAGCCAUUUGACUGAUGUAUAUUUACAUUGUGGCUUUGACAUUUCAGCCUAAAUGUCGGUGUAAUUUAUUUUUAAUCAUUUUAUUUCCAACAAACUUGCAUCAGAGCUCUAAAGAUUUCUCGAUUCCUCGGUUGAUCUUUCCAAAUUAAACCCCAAAUCUCUAGAUAAUUAAUAAGUUGUGCACCAACUUUUGGUUUUGAAUUGAUUGGUUGACAAAACUAAAAAUUUAAAGACAACACCUAGGCUCUGGAAAAUGUGAUGACCAUUAAAAAAACAUCUUUGUCGACUUAAUUAUGGUUUGUUUAAUUAUAGUUGCUUAAUAAAUAAUGAAAAUCAUUUUAACUUUCAGAGCUAAUUUGCGUUUGUAAAAAAUCAAACAGUUUGCUGAUAGAGAGCCUAUUAUGUUAUAAAUAUGUCAAAUGGCAACGAGUUUCGCCAACAGCUAUACAUGAACCGGACUCAUGUAGGUAGCAUGUAUGUAGUAUGUCUCCUCUCCCAGACAUAAGGUUACAAAUAAGAUUUUACAAGGUGUGGGUGGUAUUAGUUUACGCUUAACAUCUUACAAGUAUCAUUAAUUCUUUUGCACUUACUGUAACCGCCUCCAUACAUUUCUGCAAGGGCUAAGUAAUCUGAUCAUUCUCCCCACUACACAUCAUAUCCAGUCAGAAAUGUGCCACGUUUUGCAAGAUUAUCAGUGUUCUUGCACAUUUUAUUAUUUUGAAAAAAAAAAAAAGUACAACUCCCAUUUUCAAAUGUGGGACUGUGAUUGAAUAUUUAUGAGUGUGUGCAAAUAAAAGUCUUUCUUCAUGCAAAACCUUGACAAAUAUUUUAGGGAUUACAUUUCUUAUCUACAUGGAAAGAGGGCUAACCUAAAGCUACAAGACCUGCUGUUUAAAGGCAACACACAGUGAAGCCAGAUUACAAGAACAUGCAGUAGUUGCACACGUCUUUAUUGGUACAGUCUCAUUACUGAGAAACACAUUCAGUAUCAUUCUGUACUCAUCAUUUUAGCUGAGUUACCUGCAUGAUGCACAGUUUGGACUUUACUAUUAAAAAGGCGACUUCUACUAGAUUCCUCACUAAAACAUUGCACAGGAUGAUACAGCAGCGUGAUGACACAAACUACAGAAAUGAUUACUUUUCUCUGUGAAUGUUAUAGAGACGACUAAACAGAUGGAUCCAUGUGUGAUUUGAUAACUGAGGUCCAAUGUUGAUCAUAACAUGAAUGUUUACAGACGCAGCUAAUAUCUCUGUUCUGACUCCUGCUGGUGUGGUGGUUUGUUGUGCUCCUCUUUCAAAAAAAUCGAUCCUGGUUUCAUGAGACAUGGUUAGAAAAGCACAUUUUUAGGUCAAAUCGUGUAAGUCGGCCUGUGCUGUAAUGCUGGGGAUGAAGUGUUUUUGGUAAAUUUACUAAACUCUUGUAAUUUGGUUGCAUUUGAUAUCCGGUUUGUAUUUCUGUAAAUAGGGUCAAGAUUGAAAACAAACGGAACGGUGUGGGAUGUGUUUGAGGUGAUUGUCUUCAAUGCUAUAUCUAUUGUGUAGUGUUGAUUUGCAGCUAAAGCAAGUGCAUUUCUGAAAAAGCCAACCAUGAACUCAUUUUGAUAGAUUACAAUUUGUAGAUUCUGUAAAAUGUUUAUGAAUACUCUCUCUUUGUUGUUCUGUGAUGUGUUUCCUUUUCAUUUGGCAGCGCCACACAUCGCACAGUGUAAAAGGUAAUGCAAAUUAAUCUUCAGCAGCUUUACAGGUCCAUCCAUCGCAAAUCAGAAUACCAGUCCAUUCGAUUCCAAUGUUUACAAAAGUAUGAUUAUUUACAAGCUGUUUACAACAUGGGAUGAGAGCGACACUCACAUUGAGCUGUCUUUAAUUAGGUUUAAAAUCAAGAGUGCUGUUAAAAAGAGAAUGAAUCAUUCCCCAAAGCAUUUGCUUUACAUACACAGUACAUUGUGGAGCAACCAUUUUGUUUACAUUUGAAUGAAGAUUUGUCCUUUAACACAUUCUUGUGUGGAUUUUGAACAGUAUUUCUGUACAUUUAAUAAAUGGACUAGUAUCUUAUUUAA